CAUUACCUGCAGGCAUGCAUUCAGUAGCCCAUAUACAAAGCUAAAAAUACAGGCUAAUUUAACAAUAAAUCACACCACUAUGACUGUAUAUCCAGAUGUACAGUAUAUGAGAUGUGCAAAAACCCACUAGUGUCAAUGCCACAUCUGUAGCUACAUCUUCCAGCAGUUUUAAGUAGGCGUAUCUAAACAUCCAGCCAACAAUGGUGGUUUAUGGCAGCAUGGUAUUUGGAUAGCGUUCGCACAUUAUACAGGUUUCACUCAGAAGUUCAGCCCUCGGGCCAGCUGCUUCCCGCCUAUUGCCUAAAAAGCCAACCCCACCCCUUUCUGUUUUACUAGGUUUCAUAAUGCUUAGCUUACUCGAGCAGGCACAGGAGCAGUAGCUGCCCGGAUACAAAGAGAGAGAGAGAGAGAGGGGAUCGACGUUUUCUCAGCGCUGUCCCUGCCAGUAAUUUCUAAGAGGCUGGAUUCUGACCAGAGGAGAAAAGACAAGUCAUUCAUUGGAGCUUUACUGGUGUCCUCCGUCAUCCACCAGCCUGAGCCAGCAUGCAGGAAGAGGUUGGCCAACUGUCGAGCACGGGCAGAACCAUGGUAGCAUUGUUGUGUCACUGAGGAAAAGGAAUGUCCAGCAGCUCUCAUUAUGGCUCAUUCUGGCCUUUCUGACCUGGUGUCUAAACAAAGGAGAAUGAACAUGGAUUUUUCCCAGCUGCACACAUACUCACCGCCACAGUGUGCUCCAGAGAACACCGGCUAUACUUACUCUCUCAGCUCGAGCUACUCCACAGCAGCGUUAGACUUUGAGAAGGAGCACCAGAUCGCGCCGGUGUAUGAGUCUCCCAGGAUGUCACGACGGAGCCUGCGACUGAAGACCGGCGCCAGCGCCGGCGCCGUUGCCGGUCACUAUGGUAACGAGAGCCAGGCCGAAUUCUCCCAGAACCACAGCAGCUACACCAGCACCAGCAGAGAGACGCGGACACUACGGAGCAGAAAGCAGCUCACGGGCUCCCUGUCUUUAUCCCUGAGCCAAGUCGCCACACCGAAGAAAGCCCUGUCCUUCUUAGCCGCUAGCACCCCCAUUAGCAACUUUCAGGAAAGCAGCACGGCGUCGGACGCCUCUCAACGCGCCUCCAUCCACGACCAGUCCGACCUGAGGCAACGCACCGUCACCACAACCACCACCGUCACUACGUCUGUGGAUGGACACUGGGGACACGGCUCCAGCCAGAGAGCGAGAAUCAACGGCGACGCCAGCACCAGCGCGUCAAUAGCAAACACGCCACUCGCUAACGGUUACAUCUGCAAAGACUGCUCCUCGCACUCUCAGAAGACGUCGGACUACCGUGUCACACGCUCGUCAUUGUCGUCUCAAGCAGCAGAAACCUCCACUGACGGCCUCACGUCCUCAUCUUCACCUUUCACCACGAUAUACACCAAAGAAAGGAGUCGGAGGGACAAGAAAGGUGUCCUGGUGUCAGUGUCCAACACGUGUAUACGCUACAGCAAACGCGCCGUGGCCCCCGUAGUGUCCUUUUUUACCCUGAUCUUGAACAGUGUGGUGUGGCUGGGUUCAAGGGCCAAGAGCCCUCCAGGAAAAGGUGUCUUUUCAUCGUUUUCGGACUCAGUUAAACGGGCGGCGUCCUCCAGUUUGUCCCAGCUGUGGUUGUUUAAGCAGACCACUCUCCAAAGGAUGAUGGGCUUCAGGGCUAAUGCAUAUGAAGGACAAGCUCACUCGAGUUUCUGUGGGAGCAUGAAUGUGAAGGAUCUGGUGACUGAAGACACGUCUCAUCUCAAUGGUUCCCUGUGUGACGACUGUAAAGGGAAGCAGUACUCGGAGACGCACGCCGUCCUCCUCACACAGUCCUCCAGGCGUCGGCGCCUGGCGGCCGCACUGUGGAACUUCGUAGUUUUUGGAGGUCACUGCCUCCUCCAGUCGGGUUACUGCGUGCUGGGCGCAGGCAAAGCGUUGGCGUCAGGGGUCGGGACGGUAGCGCAGAGGCUGCUCUCGAUAUUCUGGAUGUCCCUGGCAGCUCCAGUGAAGGCAGGCAAAGGACUUCUGUGGUUUCUCGCUAAAGGAUGGUACCAGCUGGUGUCUCUCAUGUCCCUCCUCAAUGUCUUCUUUCUGACACGGUGCCUGCCCAAACUCUGGAGGCUCCUGUUGCUCCUUUUGCCCCUCUUGCUCCUCCUCUGGUUAUGGUUCUGGGGUCCGUCCACUGCUGCCCUGCUUGCUUACCUCCCGGCCAUAAACCUGACCGAGUGGCGUCCGUCGUCACCCAUCACCUUCUUAUCUAACUUGGUACCAGUUCCUGCUUCUCUUCCUGUUCCUGCGCCAGAGACUCCGCUGCAGCAGACCCCUGCCACCCCAGUCUCACAGGCAACGCCGACUCUCCCUCCUGCAGCGGUGUCCGCCGUCGACCUGGAGCGCCUCGAACGCGUGGAGCGCCAACUGUCGCUGCUGUGGGAGAGAGUCCAGCAGGGCGACCGGAAGCAGGAGGAACGGCACGGGGACGUCCUCGGCCUCUACGGCACCUUGAGGGAGCAGCUCCACACUCAGACCGACAGGGAGACUCUGGGGCUGUGGGUGUCCUCUCUGCUGGAGCAGAGGCUCGGUGUCCUCCGAGAAGAGCUGGAGAAAGAGAACACACACAGAGCGCAGAAUGAGGAGCAGCAGAAUAAGCACCAAGAGAGUCAGGCAACACGACUGGCUCAGUUAGAGCUGCAGCUGAACACUCUGGCUGCCAAGACUGAGGAGGUGCAGCAGAAGCAGCAGCGGUUUGACCAUGAGAAGGAGGAAAGGGCGAAAGAGGUCGUCACUCCGUCGACAGACACGGCUCCCGUCAGUGUGGGUGUGAAGCAGGAGGACCAUGACGCUCUGCUAGGAGAGGUGCAACGACUUGAAGUGGAGCUGAGUAAAAUCAGACAGGAGCUGCAGGGCGUUGUGGGAUGCAAGGGCAAAUGCGAGCAGCUGGAUACGCUGCAGGAGACGAUAUCGGCCCAAGUGUCCUCCCAGUUGCGUCAGGAGCUGCGGGCUCUGUUCUUUGGAGGUGGUGCGUCGGGAGACGAGCAGGGAGAAGUGCCCGAGUCUCUGAUACAGUGGCUGUCCCAACGCUACGUGAGCACAGCCGACCUGCAGGCUUCGCUGGUCGCGCUGGAGCUGGGCAUCCUGAAAAACAUAUCCGUGCAGCUGGAGCAGAACCGAGCCCAGACGCUGGGCGAGGCCGAGUCCAACGCCAAGACCAUAGUUCAGACGAUAACCGGCACCGUCCGGCACACGUCCACUACUGAGGGGAUGACAGAAGAGCAAGUGAAGCUGAUUGUCCAGAAUGCUCUGAAGCUCUACUCCCAGGAUCGGACGGGCCUGGUGGACUACGCCCUGGAGUCUGGAGGUGGCAGCAUUCUCAGCACCCGCUGCUCUGAGACGUACGAGACCAAGACGGCCCUGAUGAGUCUGUUCGGCCUGCCACUCUGGUACUUCUCCCAGUCUCCACGCGUUGUCAUCCAGCCUGACGUGUAUCCGGGUAACUGCUGGGCGUUUAAAGGCUCUCAGGGCUACCUGGUGAUCCGGUUGUCUUUGAGGAUCCUUCCCACAUCCUUCUGCGUGGAGCACAUCCCCAAGGCCUUGUCCCCGACUGGAAACAUCACCAGCGCCCCGCGCAACUUCACAGUCUAUGGUCUUGAUGAUGAGCACCAAGAAGAAGGAAAGCUGCUGGGGCACUACACCUACCAGGAAGACGGGGAGUCUCUCCAAACCUUCCCCGUUAAGGAGCAGAACGACAAGGCCUUCCAGAUCAUUGAGGUGCGGGUACUGUCAAACUGGGGUCACCCAGAAUACACCUGUCUGUACCGCUUCAGAGUCCACGGAGAACCUCGGCCUCAGUGACCCCCCUCCACCACCACCACCACCAGACAUGCUCUUCUACAACAUAUCACUGUCACUAUCUGUACAUAGCUCGCGACAACUUCUUUGAAAUGGAGGGGAUUCUUUUUUUUUCUUUUUUUUUAUCGAAAGACAUGAAGACACAGAAGUUACGGACUGUUAAAGCAACGUGCAAAGACUGAAUGAUGAACACGCGAUUUUGUAUUAUCGGAAGAAUCACAGAGAAGUCUGUACCUGGACUGUCGAGGAUUGCAGAAGAGAACUCGAACCACGGAAGAAGCUAAAAGUCCCAGUUCCCUUUUCACUAAAAGCCUCUUGCACUGAAGCAGCCCGUGAGGGCGCCGGGCUCCCCCCCGAGCGGACUAGUUCACCCCACCCCCCACCCCCACCCCCUCUCUCGACACCUUCCACUCCCACAAGAAGGUGGACACUUGAAAUGAAGGGGUUGCAGAAUCAUCUCUACCACUUCUUCACACACUGUAUCUCCGUUUGAUUUUUUUUUUUUUUUUUUUAAAUUCUCGUUGUUUUUCCUAAUUCUCUGUACAUUUUUUUUCUCCAUCAGUUUUGACUAUUUUUUAGGAUCAAGACCACUGCACCUUUGCCCGAGAUGCUCUCCGGGCUCGUCACUCCUUUUUUUUUUUUUUUCUAUCAAGUCUGCAACAACUGAACUGUUUGGUUGUCACUCAGCAUGAAUAGACUCACUACAUUCUAGGCUUGGCUUUAUUCUCUUGCAUAGCCAUAACAAUGACUUUUUUUUUUUUUUUUAAAUUAAAAUGCUGCCUACGGACAAGCUCUGAAUGUUUUCUGGAAGUGGAGGCUUGACGCAAGUUUCCUUUAAGCACGGCAACACUAUAAAACCACUGACCUGAGCUCUGCGCGACUCAAGUAUUAGGAGGCUCUUCACUCUGUACAUUACACAAAACACGUCUGAUUAUGAAUGAACUCAAGGAUUAAUGCUAGCAUGUCACUCUACCGUAACCAUACAGAGUGUGUCCUCCCUGAAAGUCCCUUGCUUGGAUGUCAGAUUACCAAUCGAUGUUUAACACUGAAAAGUAGAACUACUCUAGUAGACCAGAGCGUUUUCCUCUCCUGUUUCUAUCAAUACAAAGUUCUCUUGUCUCCUCCUAGCUCAGAUAAACGUCCUCCUAACAUGGGCUCCCACUAAACCCCGAAGGAAUGUAAUCUGUAUAUUUCAUUGUUGAUAGCUGGUCCUUUUCUAAUAUCUAGAUUUGUCAGUGUUGCUUUAUAUAAAAAGAAAAAAUCAUCCUGUCAUAAUUCUCUUUAUUAUUGUUGUAUUGCUAUUAUUUCUACUGUUAUUCUUUGUGUUUUUUUUCUUUUAUUUUUGGGGGCUUGUUGAUGAUACCAGAAGACGCACUGCAACAACUUGUUAGACAAAAUGUUUGAGGCACGGGUCAAGGGAUCUCACGGGGGGGGUCAUUUGUUUAAAAUGGGGAGGGGGGGUGUGUAGUCAAUUUUGGUUGCAAACGUGGGUCAAAAAUGUUCUAUGUAAAGAAGAUGUUUUGUUCACGAUCUUAUUUAUUAACAGGCCAAUUAGUGGCUGCAAGAUAUGAGUUAAUGCAAUGUAUAUUUUGUCGAAAGCUCUUCAGUGCAUUUUGGAACCAUCUUGGGACUUUUUUUUAAGAUAAAUGGCUAUUUUUGUUCAGUCAUGAGAUGACUUAACUGCUUUGGAAUAUAUUCCAAUAAAGACUUUAAUUUUGAAGAAAUUCUGA
Molecule: messenger RNA, 5601 nt
Organism: Mugil cephalus (flathead mullet)
Lineage: Eukaryota; Metazoa; Chordata; Actinopteri; Mugiliformes; Mugilidae
Gene: sun1b
Product: Sad1 and UNC84 domain containing 1b
Exons: 23
Coding region: 638-3874 (1078 amino acids)
Biological process (GO): nuclear envelope organization
Cellular component (GO): nuclear envelope; meiotic nuclear membrane microtubule tethering complex
Molecular function (GO): protein-membrane adaptor activity
Source: RefSeq, a predicted model, not a curated record